GCAUACUGGACGUUUUUACAUAUGCUCCAGGAUCGUAUAGAAAGAAUGCAUAUGCUCUGCCUGUCAAUAUAAUCAUAAUGUGCAUGAUUUUAGUCAGAUGUAUAUCCGUUGGCUACUUUGUUAUGGGACUGGUCUGGAAGCUCCAUACGGGACUAAUACAACACAGCUGGAUUGCCAUCCUUGAUCGACUGUGGGUCGGAAACCUUAGACUCGGCAUGACAGUCAAUGCUCUGGUGUUGACCUCCGUGUCUCUAUUUCCAGUAUACGUCAUUUCCUGUGGCUUGGGGAUGUUGGGAAUAUUCUGUAGAAAAAGGAUAUUUCUAAUCUUGUAUAUGCUGUCCUUGCUGUUUUUCCUUGUUGCAGACAUCAUAUACAUCUCCCUAUUUAGUAUACUGCUUGAAGGAAUGAAGUCAUCUUCACUUGCUGCAGAUUUCCAGUCAAUUUUCUAUGAGCGUAUUAACUAUCCAGAUUCUGUAAAAGAGGCCAUAGGAGAUUGGAUGGAAAUGUUUUCAAUGAUGGGAUGUUGUGGUAUUACAAGUAACCUGGGAAGUCCAUGGUGCUCGGGUUACGAUUCGACGUGCUGGGAGAAGUUCUCUGCGAGGAUAAUCUCAUAUUGUUCCUCGUAUCUAAGUCUUGCUGUACUUUGCCUUUUGUUAGAGCUGAUCCAGCUUGGUUUCUGUGACAUAAUCUACAGUAAUCUCUCUGGAGAGAAUCUACCAUUUGCUCUGGCAAGAACCUGCUUAUCAAUGAUAAAAACAGCUUGGCAAAGGUCAUGGUCAUGUGUCAUUGCUAAUAUCUGGAGAUUGCUUUCUUGUCUUCCUGCAAUUGGACUCGUGUCUUUGGGUGCAGUGUUGCUCAACGAUAGCCAGAUGAGAGGAUCCUUCGUGGAUCCUAUUUAUGUACAUAUCUACAUCCUGGGACUUAACUUUGUGGACAUCAUCAGGGCUCUUGGGGUUCUAAUGAUCACCCUUGGAGUUUUGGAGUUCAUUGUAAAUAUGUUGGCGGUCAUUGGGGACUGUGUAGUACAAAACAAGACCAAGAGUGGGAUGGUGAUCGUUAUAACAGGUUUGUUGCUGUCCGUGAAGAUUGUCUGGCUUGGAUUGUGUAUAAAGUUGGUCGUUCAGAUGAACGGCGAUCUUCGAAUUCAACUGGCCAAUUUGCUGCGAAGUUUUUCAUAUAUCAGAGAACAAUGGUCGUAUUUAUUUGGGGAA
Messenger RNA from Saccostrea cuccullata (small rock oyster), 1211 nucleotides. RefSeq lists its product as uncharacterized. The transcript has 11 exons. NCBI's taxonomy places the organism in Eukaryota, Metazoa, Mollusca, Bivalvia, Ostreida, Ostreidae. The annotation marks the transcript as partial. The record is from RefSeq and is a predicted model, not a curated record.